This is a messenger RNA of Funneliformis geosporum, 575 nucleotides long. NCBI's taxonomy places the organism in Eukaryota, Fungi, Glomeromycota, Glomeromycetes, Glomerales, Glomeraceae. The record is from the annotation of a GenBank genome assembly.
GACCGUGGGAUAGAGUUGAUGGAAGUGUAUUGCCUUAUCCAAAUAUUCCUAAACAUAAACCACUUGGGGGAAAUUUUUAUCCUGAAGAUAUGACCAAAGAUGAAUUUAAUCUUUGGCUUAAAAAGUUAUCAUCAAAAGAACAAAAAGAUGCUAAUGGAUUUUAUCAUGUCAUUAAAAGAAAUGAAGAUACUGGGGAAUUGUUUUUAAAUCCCUAUUCAAAUGAAUAUAAAGAUUUAUUAGGAGAUGCAUCUAACCUCCUGAAAGAAAGCUCUAGAUUAGUUGAAGAUGAUUCAUUAAGUAAAUUUUUGAAAAGUAGAGCUGAUGCUUUUUCAAGCAACAAUUAUUUUGAAAGUGAAGUUGAUUGGCUUAACAUUAGUAAAAAAAGUAAAAUUGAAGUUACCGUCGGACCCUAUGAAGUGUAUAUUUCCGCUAAAAACGUUGAAAAUCACUUACCUGUUCCUGAUGAAUAUAAGAAUAAAAAAUUAAAGGCCACACCGAUCGUCGUAGUAAAUCAAUUAUACGCUUCCGGAGACGUUGCAGUUCCAAUGACUGCUGCUUAUAAUCUUCCAAAUGAU